Dermacentor andersoni is the source of this 3998-nucleotide messenger RNA. RefSeq lists its product as uncharacterized. Lineage: Eukaryota; Metazoa; Arthropoda; Arachnida; Ixodida; Ixodidae. The record is from RefSeq and is a predicted model, not a curated record. Gene Ontology annotation, molecular function: anaphase-promoting complex binding. Gene Ontology annotation, biological process: mitotic DNA replication checkpoint signaling; mitotic G2 DNA damage checkpoint signaling; activation of protein kinase activity.
CGGGAAAGUUGGUGGAGGAAGCGCUUUUAUCGGUCAUGCGGUCUUUGAGCCAUUGUUAACUUCGCGAGUAUACAUACUUUUGCGCAAAUUUCACUGGCCACUGGAGGAGUGUGAAACCUUCAGUGAUUUGCCGCGGAUAUUGCGUGACUAUGCGUUAUAAUUUGCACCAAUUGCCAGUUAGAGAGAAUGAACGUUGAAGUCAGCAACUGCUGCGCUGCGUGUGCUUUAGGUUAGACAGGUGUGUGAAACCUUUUCUUAAGGACAUUGCUUCACGUGAGGAUGGAUUCGUUUUUCAGUCAACCUGAACAGGCUUCCGAUCAGUCUCUGUUCUCGCAAAAAACGGACACGAUCUCCGAAACGUACUCUACAUGCUCGCCAGCGGAUACACCAUCCGUCGGAGAUGGUGCGCAAAAGCUCCCACAUUCCAGUCAAGCUUCUCAGUGCCUGAGUGACGGAACUCCAGGUGAACGCCUCCAGGUAAUCCCUGAAACAGAAGAGUUGUCUCCUCAAGACGACGGAUUAACGGGAUCAUGCCCUCCGGGAAGCCCCCAAAAUAAAGCUCCGGGCAGCACAACCGAUGUUCGAAAAGACUUCGCUACCGACAGUAAACCGGCUGACAGCUCUUGCGCCCAGAACGUGCCAACGGAUGACUGGCAGAGUCCUGAUAUAAAUGAUGGUAAUUCAGGUCUGAAGACCCGAGACUCGGGUAUCGGUUCCGAACAGCGAAGCAGUACCCUGCUCGACGGUGGUAUAUCCAAUCACAGCGUCCAACUGCCUGCCGGAGUGCAAGGCGAGAGCACGCAUCGGAGGAUUCGAUUACUGGACGAUUCGGAUGACGAUUCGACGAGUGACUUGAAACUCCCCGAGUCGAAGUCUGCUACCGACGCCGAACAGCGAGACAGUACCGUCCCAGAUGGCGACGCGUCGAAUCUCAAAAACGGCCUUGAAGUACCACCUAGUGCACUGGGGGGCUAUAACGCGAACAAGCCGAGGAGAAUUCGAUUACUCGACGACUCGGACGACGAUUCGACAAGUGACCUAAAACUCUCAGAGUCGAAGUCUGAUGCCGACGCCGAACGACGGGAUAGUGCCGUCCCUGAUGACGCGCCCAGCCUCAAUGGCAGCCUCGAAGUACCUGCACCCAGUGCACUGGGGGGUGACAGCGCGAAUAAACCGAGGAGGCUUCGAUUGCUCGACGACUCGGACGACGAUUCCACGAGCGAGCCAAUAUCACGGGGCGUCGAACUUGCGUCGAAUUCGGACGCGGUGCGCGGGGGUGACAGUGGAACAGAACAUUCCCGUUCACCCGUGCGCCGCCGCAUCUGUGACAGUUCCGACGAUGAAAUGGUGGACGACGUCGCUGGAGACUCAACUCGUGCUCUUGGCGAUGAAAAUUCGUGCGGUCCUUGGGUACCUGAUGAAGACGGCGAGUCCGCCGGCAACGUCACAAAGAAGGAGCGAACAGGUCGAAAGUCGGCCAAGAAAGCAAUGGAGGAACUUAAGCAAAUAUACAGCACGAGCCAAAGAAUGGCACGCGAAAGACGAAUGUCACUGCCUUAUCACGAGCCAGAGAGGCUGAGCUUGAAGGAUUUUCUGCAGCAGAGACGGAGUGCUGGAUCAGAAUCAAACUCGGCCUGCAAGAAGGAAGAAGAAACCGCCAUGGCCACACUUCCAAGUUCAAGCAGCACAGACCCCCUGCUUGAUGACUUGCCUGCUGUUCUCACUACACCCAAUGGCGUGGGUGAUCAGGAAUGUGCUGAGGAACCUGCGAUGACAGAGGCAACGCCUUCCGAAAAACAGCCAGCUGAGACCAGCCUUUCAUCGAAUGGCGUUGAAAGAAUAGAGAUGCAACAUUUAUCUGCUAGACGUCGGCGGAAUUUGGAAGCCAUUGCAGCUGGCAUAGUUCCUCGUCUCAGUAAGGAGCCUGUGAUCCUUCUGGAAGACGAUAAUGGUGACCACUGCGAAGGUGUGGACCAUUUGCUGAAGCGGUUGGUGAAGCAUACCAAGGUGGAUGACCCUAAGAAAAAGAAAGAGUCCAUCAAAACAAGUGCCAUUGUAGUGCCUGGAGUUAUAGAAGAGUGCUCGAUUUCGGAAAAACUGGUAAGCCAACGCUCACUCUUAAAGGAAAAACUGUUGAGUAAAGUUCGACAACAACGCAACCGUUCACGAGAGCAACGUUAUCUGCAACACUGCCUGGACAAUGAAGAACUCCCACCGGAUGCCGUUCGGCCGGAUGACGCACCGAAGUCUCCGUUGGCGCUCGCUGAUGAAUUUGAAGAAGAAGAAAAUGACUUUUCUGAUGCUAAUGACACGUCAUCUGGUGGUGAAGAAGAAGAUGAUAAAAACUCGGACGACGAGGAUGUGGUUCUCAAACACAAAAAGCGAACAAAGAGAAUAAACCCGCUUUCCGACGAUGAAGAUCAAGAAGACGCAGAAGAUACCAAAAAGACUUCUGCCGGAAAUGCUGAAGAUGAAGAUGAUGACUCCAUUGGCGAGCUCCACCUCGAGAUGCCCGCUUUUCUUGACGCAGAGGAUAACGUUGACCAGCCAGCAACGGGCGAUGAGGAUUGUAUGGAAAGCUUCUUGGAUUCCUCACAAGUGGCAAACAGUGACAAGAAUUCGCAAACACCCCUGAUUCGGAAAAGCAGUGCUGUGCACUGUUUUCAGCCUGAUGAAACGGAGCUGUUCAGCCCUCUUACGGGUCUUCCACGGACACAGUCAAAAACUAAUACUCCACAGCAGGGAAAUGCUUCUGCAUCAAGCAGCUUUCAAGAGAGCCCAGUGUACUCGACUAUUUCAAGACCUCGGUCCUUGGCUUUUUCUCCCUUGACUGGAACUGCCGGGGCCUUAACAGCAUGCAGGUCUCUACGAAGGCAGCUUUCAGAGGAUUACACUAAGCCCUGGGACGGCAGCACACCUGCCCCUGUUAAUCCAUCUCAAGACAUGGAUGAGUUGGUUGGCUUAUGUUCUGGCAGCUUUGGAGCACGUGCUCAAGCUGAUCAGAUCGAUGAAGACGAAGAAGACAAUGACAUGCUUGAAGCCAGCCCUGAUGAACCAAAUGAGGAGGACGUUGAAACUGACAGUGAAGUCGAAGGCACUCCUGCGGCAAGAGAGCAACCAGCGCUCAAGUUGCAGGACUUCUUUGAGGACGAGGCCGAGCUUUCCGGAAGUGACGUUGGAAGCGACGGUGAAGAUGAGGAUGACGAUGAAGGAGUGCUGGCAGACCUUAUAGCCACAGAGAAUGAGAAAGAAGACACCGACAAGAUCCGGGAAGAAAUUGGCCGCUUUCAUUUCAAGCAGCUUCUCGAUGAGGACAAGCGUGAGUUGAAGAUCUACCAGGAGCUGCUCUUGGAAGAUGGUGACCUCCACUCCGACGGUGCGGGGCGUCAGCGACAGUUUCGUUGGCGAAACUCAGGCACUGAUGACCUGGACCAGCGACCUGGUUCAGACGGUGAAGAAGAGGCGCACAUCGAGACGGAACAGGAGGCAGAUGCAACAUGGCGCCUGCAGCGGUUGGAGCGAAGACGCUGGCUGCAGGAGCAGGAGUCCACGGAGAGCCCGGACACUCCCGACAGUGCAUCCUUCUCCGAGCAGGAAUCGUUGCUAAGAGCCCCUACAGCAAUAGCAAAGCAGGACUUGAAGUUUAGCAAUAAACCAGCAGCCAAGAAAGGGGCAAUGUGUGGUUCUUUCCUGAAGCUAGACUCUGGAGUCCUCGGCCGCAUUGCCGAACGCAUCAAGGGUGCUGCUCCAACCGAGGUAGAAGGUUCAGUGACCACAAAGAAUUUCGUAUUCAGGGCUGCCGAAGAGAAGCCUCAGAAGAAACGACCAUCUACCAGUCAGCCCAGCCAGGAAUCGAAGAAACCCAAGCUAGUGGAGCUUUCGGAGCAGAGAGAGUUAAAAAUCAGUGUCUUCAACUUCAUGUGAAAAUUUAAACAUAUCAUAUACAGCGGGGAUUUUGUAUAUUGGGACUUAUUUUAAAUAAACAUAUUUAUUUUAUU